AUGAGUGCAGACCCUGAGGCACCUGUGGAUGCCAAUCGUCGCAGUGGAGGUCAUGUUAUUCGGAACAUGAUCUACCAGCACGAUAAUUCUCACAAUCUUGAGAUAGUAACAGGCUGGAAGGAUCAAGGAACGCGAGAGUACAACCAACAGAUUGUUCCUCCUACCAAGUUAGACUUGCCACGGACGCACCCGUGCCACCACCUAAAUGCAGAGUUGCUGCGCUGUAGCCUUGAUUGUCCGUCGGAGAUGAAAUUGGCAGGACGUAUCGCCACAUGCAAUACGGAGCGGAAGUUACUGAUGGUAUGCUUCACAAGGAAUAAGGACUGGAAGGAGGAGGCUCCUUCACAAUGGUACAAAUUUUGGUGA
Molecule: messenger RNA, 366 nt
Organism: Trypanosoma theileri
Lineage: Eukaryota; Euglenozoa; Kinetoplastea; Trypanosomatida; Trypanosomatidae
Exons: 1
Coding region: 1-366 (121 amino acids)
Source: RefSeq, a predicted model, not a curated record